Cervus elaphus (red deer) is the source of this 4836-nucleotide messenger RNA. It is a transcript of the gene INPP5F, whose product is annotated as inositol polyphosphate-5-phosphatase F. The coding region runs from base 219 to 3740 and encodes 1173 amino acids. NCBI's taxonomy places the organism in Eukaryota, Metazoa, Chordata, Mammalia, Artiodactyla, Cervidae. The transcript has 19 exons. Gene Ontology annotation, cellular component: early endosome; clathrin-coated endocytic vesicle. The record is from RefSeq and is a predicted model, not a curated record. Gene Ontology annotation, biological process: phosphatidylinositol dephosphorylation; regulation of endocytic recycling. Gene Ontology annotation, molecular function: phosphatidylinositol-4-phosphate phosphatase activity.
GAGCUGGGGAGAGGCCUCCAAGGCCGCCGCAGCCGCCGCCGCCGCCGGGGCGCGUUCUCCUCCCGCUGGUAGGGCAGCCGGGGCGCUUCCUCAGCCGCCGCUCCCUGAAGCGCGGGCUCAGGCGGCCCCGGCCGACGAGUACUGCCCGCGCUAGCCGCCGCCGCCGAGCCGCGGGCGCACCCGAGCCGCCGCCGCCUCCCUCGGCGUCCGGGGCCGGCAUGGAGCUCUUCCAAGCUAAGGACCACUACAUCCUGCAGCAGGGCGAGCGCGCGCUGUGGUGCAGCCGCCGCGACGGCGGCCUCCAGCUCCGACCGGCUACCGAUCUGCUUCUUGCCUGGAAUCCCAUUUGUUUGGGGUUGGUAGAAGGUGUUAUUGGAAAAAUUCAGCUUCAUUCAGAUCUUCCAUGGUGGCUUAUUUUAAUUCGGCAGAAGGCCUUGGUGGGCAAACUUCCAGGAGACCAUGAGGUCUGUAAAGUUACCAAAAUUGCUGUACUAUCACUUUCUGAAAUGGAACCUCAGGAUCUUGAGCUAGAGCUCUGUAAGAAGCAUCAUUUUGGAAUUAACAAACCAGAGAAGAUUAUACCAUCUCCUGAUGACUCAAAGUUUCUACUGAAGACCUUUACGCAUAUUAAAUCCAAUGUGUCUGCUCCUAAUAAAAAGAAAGUUAAGGAAAGUAAAGAAAAGGAGAAGCUGGAGAGAAGAUUACUUGAGGAGUUGCUGAAGAUGUUCAUGGACUCAGAAUCCUUUUACUAUAGCUUGACCUAUGACCUGACCAAUUCUGUGCAGAGGCAAAAUGCUGGAGAGAAGGACCCCCGUCCCCUCUGGCAAAAGGUACACCUCACAUCUCAGAGCAGGGUUUGCCCCCAGAGCAAUUUAUGGACCUGUUUGGCCUCUGUGGGAAAACUAAAACAACAUGUUUCUGACCUAUUUGUUUUCUACCUUUUUCAGGUUGAUGACCGAUUUUUUUGGAAUAAAUAUAUGAUACAAGACCUUACUGAGAUUGGUACACGAGAUGUGGACUUUUGGAUCAUCCCCAUCAUCCAAGGUUUUGUGCAGAUUGAAGAGCUUGUGGUUAAUUAUAAUGAGUCAUCUGAUGAUGAGAAAAGCAGCCCAGAGACCCCGCCUCAGGAGUCCACCUGUGUAGAUGACAUUCACCCACGAUUUCUAGUGGCUCUCAUUUCACGCCGAAGUAGACACAGAGCAGGAAUGCGUUAUAAGCGAAGAGGAGUGGAUAAAAAUGGAAAUGUUGCAAAUUAUGUGGAGACUGAGCAGUUAAUUCAUGUGCAUAAUCACACUCUGUCGUUUAUUCAGACACGAGGCUCUGUGCCGGUCUUCUGGAGUCAGGUUGGGUAUAGAUACAAUCCAAGACCUCGGCUGGACAGAAGUGAAAAGGACACGGUUGCCUAUUUCUGUGCCCAUUUCGAAGAACAACUGAAAAUUUACAAAAAACAGGUUAUUAUUAAUUUGGUAGACCAGGCAGGAAGAGAGAAAAUAAUUGGUGAUGCUUACCUGAAGCAAGUGUUGCUCUUUAACAACUCACACCUCACCUAUGUUUCAUUUGAUUUCCAUGAGCACUGCAGAGGAAUGAAGUUUGAGAAUGUCCAAACACUAACAGAUGCCAUUCAUGACAUUAUUCUUGACAUGAAGUGGUGUUGGGUUGAUCAAGCUGGAGUAAUAUGUAAACAAGAAGGGAUUUUUCGUGUUAAUUGCAUGGACUGCCUGGAUCGCACCAAUGUGGUCCAAGCGGCCAUUGCACGAGUGGUCAUGGAACAACAGCUGAAAAAAUUAGGUGUGAUGCCCCCAGAGCAGCCAUUACCGGUGAAAUGCAAUCGGAUUUAUCAGAUAAUGUGGGCCAACAAUGGUGACUCCAUUAGCAGACAGUAUGCUGGGACAGCUGCUCUGAAGGGUGACUUUACAAGGACAGGAGAAAGGAAGUUAGCAGGAGUUAUGAAAGAUGGUGUUAACUCGGCAAAUAGGUAUUACCUGAAUCGAUUUAAGGAUGCUUAUAGGCAAGCUGUUAUAGAUUUGAUGCAAGGCAUUCCGGUGACAGAGGAUCUUUAUUCCAUAUUCACCAAGGAAAAAGAGCACGAAGCUCUGCAGAAGGAGAAUCAGAGAAGCCACCAGGAGCUAAUCAGCCAGCUCUUACAGAGCUACAUGAAGCUGCUGCUGCCCGGCGACGAGAAGUUCCACGGCGGCUGGGCCCUCAUUGACUGCGACCCCAGCCUCAUUGAUGCUACUCACAGAGAUGUGGAUGUGCUGUUACUGCUUUCUAACUCUGCGUACUACGUGGCCUAUUAUGAUGAUGAAGUUGACAAAGUAAACCAGUAUCAACGGCUAAGUCUAGAAGACCUGGAAAAAAUAGAAAUAGGUCCUGAACCCACUCUUUUUGGUAAGCCAAAGUUCUCCUGCAUGCGAUUGCACUACAGAUAUAAAGAAGCAAGUGGCUAUUUCCACACACUGAGAGCUGUAAUGCGCAACCCAGAAGAGGAUGGAAAAGACACCCUUCAGUGCAUUGCGGAGAUGCUGCAGAUCACCAAGCAAGCCAUGGGAUUAGAUGUACCUAUAAUAGAGAAAAAGCUGGAGAGGAAGAGCAGUAAACCUCAUGAAGACAUCAUUGGCAUCAGAUCUCAAAACCAAGGCUCUUUGGCCCAGGGAAAAAAAUUUUUAAUGAGCAAAUUUUCAUCUCUAAAUCAAAAAGUGAAACAGACCAAAUCCAAUGUAAACAUUGGCAAUCUACGAAAGCUAGGGAACUUCACAAAACCUGAAAUGAAAGUUAACUUUCUAAAACCAAACUUAAAAGUAAAUCUUUGGAAAUCAGAUAGUAGUCUUGAAACCAUGGAAAACACAAGUGUGAUGGAUAAUAAAGCCCAGGCAGAGUCAGAAGGGGAAAUAUCUUCAGAUAAUGACUCGUAUCACUCUGAUGAAUUCCUUACAAAUUCCAAGUCUGAUGAAGACAGGCAGCUAACUAACUCUUUAGAGAAUGUAGGGCCAAUAGACUAUGUUCUUCCUAGUUGUGGUAUUAUUGCUUCAGCACCUCGAUUAGGCAGUCGAUCCCAGUCUGUUAGCAGCACUGAUAUCAGUAUUCAUGUUCCUUCAGAGGUUACUAUUGCUCAUGACAAUGGGCUUGGAAAAGGCCACGAGUCUUCUUUGAAGAAAAGUCCUUCUGCUGACAACAUACACACAUUGACUGGCUUUGCCAAGCCUGUGGAUAUUUACUGCCACAGAUUCGUUCAAGAUGCACAAAACAAAAUGACCCAGCCAUCUGAAACCAGCUCUGUUUCUCAGCAAGCUAGUGAGGAAGGAAAUCAAAUGACCAAUCAAGUUUCUAGCGAAGAAACUCCGUUUGAAUCGACAGAACAGCUACCUUCUCGACCUUCUCAAUUAGACGUGUCUUUUUCUGCAACAGGCCCACAGUUUUUGUCAGUUGAAGCAGUGCAUUCAGUUGUAUCUCAAAAGACCCCCGGCUCUGAAUCUGGCACGCUUGAACUUGAGAGAGGGCUUCAUGUAACUCCUUCUCCUUCAGAGAGCUGUAGCAGCAGAGCAGUCUCUCCUUUUGCAAAGAUUCGGAGUUCUAUGGUCCAGGUUGCUAACAUUACGCAGGCUGGGUUAACCCAGGGGAUAAACUUCGCAGUGGCGAAGGUUCAGAAGAGCCCUGCAGAUCCUGAAGUAGUUAAUGAAGUCCAGCAAAAUGAACUUAAAAAUAUGUUUACACAAUGCCAGACACGAAUAAUUCAGAUUUAGUUUUUAGUCACACAGAAUCCUGUGGCUUUUAUUUAACCCCCUCAAAAAAAGAGGUGUCACAGAGCGUGUACUAUAUGAAUCUAGGGAUCACAAAUUCUGUUAGUUUGGAAAGGUUUUAAAAGACUGAACCUGAACAGAUUUCCAAAUUUGAGAGCUAGGACAGUGGAAGCGCAUCAUCCUAGAAUAGGACCUAAGUAGAUUAUACACUACAGAGCAGUUUGUCUCUCCACAAGUAAUUCAGGAAUAGAUGACUUUGGGACAUAAUAAUAUGAAACCUUUUGGAGUGGGGUGGGUGGGUAGAAUGUAUGAAGUAGACUCAAAGGGUGGACAUGGAUCCUUUUAGAUGAGUAGCAUUGUUCAUAAGUGUUACUGUUCUGUCAGCUCAUUUCUGCGUGUUAACCACUACAAGGUAAAUUCUUAGUUUAGUGACUCUUAAGUGUUACUAGUAUGGAGAAGCAUUUUAAUGUAAAAACUAUUGGUUUAAUUUUUGAUGACUUAACCAUUGCCUAUAGAGUUAGGGCUAAUGGCAUUGGAGUCAAGGAAUGUAUGCCCGUUUGAUCCUAAUUUCCCCCACAUUCUACUUAAGUAAAUUUAAAAUAUUCCUACCUUGUACACCCCAAAGUCUAAGAGCAUUUAAGAUCUGUCUGCCAUGAAACCUGAGAUAUCAGAUGUGAAUACCAGCACCUAUUAAUUUUGUUCUCUCUUCAGAAAUGCUAAAAAUAUACACAUUGGAUACUAGUAAAGCUUGAAAGAAGUUUUCAAGUUGUAACUUUUUGCAAGGUGCAGUCUGUAACAUCUUGUAUAGGCUCUCAAAACUACUGGAAAUUUUAGCCUGAAGCAUGACUGUAACAUUGACCAUGUGGAACCAGGGCCUUGUCUGUAAGCCCAUACAGUAAGAAAGUUGCACAUCUUAUUCCAAACAAGUAUUGGUUUGUCUGGUAUCUUUACAGCCUUACUCUGUUGAAGUGAUUGACUCUCAGCUAAAUAUUAUGUCUGUUUUAACUUUGAUAAGUAUUUCCACUUUUGUUAUUUAUUAGUGGUAUCUUUUUUUGAAGUGUCAGAUGUUGUGACUAUUUAAAAUAAAAUAUCAUUAAGA